GUUGAUAUUAAAAAGAUGCUGAGUGGCCGGUGAGAUGUGGACGUGCGUGGAGAGCGCCGGGGGUGCGGGAAGCGCAGCGCCGUGCUCACGCGCCAAGCAUUCGGCGACGCUGCUGGGCGGUCACCUGUACGUGUUGGGUGGCCGCGGCGCCGGCGGCUGUCUGCCGCUCAGGGAUUUCUGGCGAUACUCACUUGCGCGGGGCGAGUGGGAGCGGCUGGAGCAGCGCGGGGAGCCGCCGCCUGCGCUGCAGGAGCAUUCGGCCACCGCACAUGGAGACAAAUUGUACGUGUUCGGCGGCGAGCCCGGCUCCUCCUCCAGCGAGACGCCGCUCUGGAUAUACGACACGCAAUUGUGCGUGUGGCGCAAGUUGCCGGGACGAGUGUCCUGCGGGGGCGGGGCGGGGCGGAGACGCGGCGCGCGGGCGGCUGUAGGCGUGUCCCCGAGCGCGCGUCGCGGACAUUCGGCACACACGCUGGACGACUGCCUGCUACUCUACGGCGGCUACAUGGACCUGCGCGGCUCCACCAACGAGCUCUGGGCCUUCCACUAUGAGUCGGAGACGUGGCGUGAGGUGCGAGCGCUGCGCGCGGGCCCGGCGCGGCACCGGCACGCGGCCGCGCUACUGGCCGAGCGGUUGUAUGUGCACGGCGGGCAGUGCGACCUGCGCGACUGCGCCGAUCUUUGGCACUACGACAUCCUGUCGCGCGUUUGGACGUGCGUACGCGCGGGGCGGGGACCGGCGCCGGGCGCGCGCAGCGGACACGUUGGCCUGCGUGCGGGCGCACACCUCUACAUCUUCGGCGGCGAGGCGCGCGGACACCCAACCAACGAAAUGUGGCGCUUCCAUUUCGCUACAGAGACCUGGGAGCGGAUGAACCAAAGUGUAAAGUGGCCAUCGGCGCGCGUGGACAGUCGCGCGCUGCUGGUGGGCGGAGGCUGCGCGGGCGGCGGGAGUACCGCGGAAGGCGUGCGGGCGGGAGCGGCGCGGGCGAGCGUGCGCGCGCGCUCGGACCCGCCCGGCGGCUUCCUGCGCGAGAUCUCGAAGCUGUCCUCGUUCCACCUGCGUCGCGCCGCGCGCUGCUCGUACAGCGUUCUGGCGGCCGUCGACCAGGACUCCACCGAGAGCCUCUCGCGCUCCGAGCGGCCCGCGCUGGCCAAGUCGCGCUCGGCCUACGUCAUCGACGGCGGCGAGAGCCCGCGCGCCGGCGACCUGCCCGACUCCCGCCGCGCGGACCUGGCGCGCGAACCCAUCUCCGUGCCCGACUUCGCCGACAUGAUCCUGCCGACGCCCGUCCUCUCGCCCGUCGAGGCGGCCAAACUCGUCUACCUAGACUCCGAGGACGAGGAGGACAUCAAAAGGGACACUUCGCGGAACGGUCACGCCGAGGAAGCGAAAACGCCGAAAACUAAAGUGAUCAGCAUUCCGAAGUCCGCGUCGGUGAGGUUCAUCAAGGGCGCGACGGGCGCGAGCGAGGACGAGGCGGAUCUGUCGACGUCGGACUACGCGAGCGCCGAGAAGGUGAACAGGAUAUCGGGACCGUCGUCGCUGGGCUUCAGCAACCCGCAUUACCUGGGGCCGGACGUGAGGAACCUGGGGGUGGCGAUGACGCCGGACUCGGGCGUGGGGCAGGGCGACAUCGAGCUGCAGGACCUGGGGGUGCGGCGCGGAGGCGGGGCGGGGGGUGGGGCGCGGGGCGGGGACACGCAGCUGCACCUGCUGCUGGUGGGCGGCAAGGAGUCGCCGCACCUCGCGCUGCUGCAGAGCCCGCUCUCCAUGUGGACCUACCGGCUGCUGUAGCCGGCGCCUCGCCUUCAGCGAGCUGACCUCCGUUUAGAGGAACUAGAGAUCGUUCCGCGUCCAUGAUCUCUUUAGUAAUCUGCCAGUGAUAAGAAAGUAGCGUCUUAAAGAUUAGAUGUAAAUAAGGAAACAUACAGGCAAACACGAUCGCUGAUGAAUCGUCGAGUGACGAAAGACUAGGACGAUUAGAUGUGAGCAAAGUUAAUCCAGAACAAAAUAAGAAACAAGACGAACAAUUCAUCUCAUUCGUCUGUUUUAAACAGAUAACAAAUGUGACAGAAGCCAUUCUAGUUGUCUGCGUGUACAUUUCCUUUCUUGGAAGAUUUCGGCUAUAAGUAACGUCCAAAAUUAUAAAAAUGAUGUAGAUAUAAGAAGACUCCAUCAGGUACCGGUACCGUGCCAACAUUUCGAGUAUUGUAGGAUAGUUUUUUAAUGUAUUUGUUUUAUUUUUCAUGUUACAAUAUUUUUUAUGUUUCUACAACUGUUGCUAUUUAUAUUGUUUCAGAAGUGCAAUAUAUGUCCGUUCGUCUAACGAUAUACAUACUCAAAAAACCUACAAGAUGUCUCCAAUUUUAUUUAAAAAACAAUAUAAAAUCUGCAGUUCUUCUUGUGUUCAGGAUGUCUAUGGGUGUCGAAGAUCACCUAAGUGUAUCCGCCGUAAAAAAUAUAUAUUGUCUAUUCUUUGUACUUUAAAAUCUACAUUAAGUGGGCCUACUGUUGGUCUAGCUAAUGUUUGUGACAAUCGCUUUCGUAUCAUCAUCGUCAAUUAAAUAUGGCGAAAUUAAUAUGACAUUUUUGGAGUACUUUACGUCCAUACUGCACAAAUUUUAAUACAAAUUUUGUCGAUGGCCAAAACUAUGGUGAUUAUUACAAAUAUUCGUGCACGCUAAACGUUUCUGAGUGCGUCAGUAAAUAAGUUUGGAGACAGCUUGCGCGUUAGUGUCAGCUAAGACUGAGUAGCGUAGAAUAGCGUUAGUUUUGUACGUGUUACAUUUUGUUUUUGUCUCGAUGUUUGUGUUAUUUAUACUGCAGAUGUUAUUUGUCACUUAUCUUCCAUAUUGUUGUCUCAAUUUUGUCAACUACAAUGAUAGGGAUGACGUCUGAUGACAAGUUCACCACUUUAUGUCUCCGCUCAGGAUAUGUGCAGUAUAUUUUUUUUAAUUAAUAAUUUCUGACCUGGAUACUAGUCCUUUUGGCCGGAUAUAUGCAGGAGCCUUUAGUAUUGCCAGUUAUAUUAAAAUGCGUAGGCCGAUUUUUUAACAUAUUUUAAUUUUGUAUCUGGUAACUUUGUCA
Molecule: messenger RNA, 3091 nt
Organism: Papilio machaon (common yellow swallowtail)
Lineage: Eukaryota; Metazoa; Arthropoda; Insecta; Lepidoptera; Papilionidae
Exons: 7
Coding region: 35-1798 (587 amino acids)
Cellular component (GO): Golgi apparatus
Molecular function (GO): protein binding
Source: RefSeq, a predicted model, not a curated record